Hypanus sabinus (Atlantic stingray) is the source of this 1915-nucleotide messenger RNA. It is a transcript of the gene allc, whose product is annotated as allantoicase. Gene Ontology annotation, biological process: allantoin catabolic process. Gene Ontology annotation, molecular function: allantoicase activity. Lineage: Eukaryota; Metazoa; Chordata; Chondrichthyes; Myliobatiformes; Dasyatidae. The record is from RefSeq and is a predicted model, not a curated record. The transcript has 12 exons. Bases 259 to 1425 code for a protein of 388 amino acids.
AUACAUUUUGAACCUGUAUGAGAAAACUAAUCUGUUUUCCAUUUAGAAAUUUGAAAUGCUCAAUAAUGCAGCUAGCUACCUUUAGGUCAUCAACUUUGUGAUCUUAAGUUCAAUCUGCAGGUUUACAGUUUUGCUGUUCAACUUUUUUUUUGCACUUUAAACUCACUGGCUGCUUGGUACAGUUGCAAACUAGCUUGUCAGAAGGAAAACUGCAAACAAAGUAAAAACAGCAUUUAAUCUGUUAGAAUAGAUUGAAGAAUGGCAGCUCGUCCAAUCCAGAGCAACGUAGAAAAACUUCCAGACUUUGUCCAUAUGAAUGACCUGGCUUGUGAAAUAACUGGAGCAAAGGUCCUAUUUGCAACAGAUGAUUGGUUUGCAGCUGCAGAGAAUCUUUUGAAGUCUGAAGCACCACAGUGGAAGUCUCAAGAAUUUACAAAUUUUGGCAAAUGGAUGGAUGGAUGGGAAACUAGGAGAAAGCGAAUUCCAGGUCACGACUGGUGUGUUAUCCAGCUGGGCGUUCCUGGAGUCAUCCAUGGAAUUGAUAUAGAUACUUCUUACUUCACUGGCAAUUAUGCGCCUCGUAUGUCAAUUCAAGCAGCCUGCUUAAAUGCUGAUGCUGUUCCAGACCUACCUCCAAGAGGAGAAAAAAUUGGAACUGCAGCUUCAGAGGAGGAAUAUGAAGCUAUUGGAAAGUUGAAAUCAGAGAGCUGGACUGAGUUAGUUCCAAUGACAAUUCUACAACCAGGCUACGUUGACACCUGCCAUCAUUACUUCCCUGUUCGGCAGCAGAAGCGAUGGACUCAUAUCCGGCUUAACAUGUACCCAGACGGAGGGAUUGCACGGCUGAGGGUUUAUGGCAUAGGCCACAAUGAUUGGUCAGCAAUUUCACAGAGGCAAACAAUAGAUUUGGUUGCAAUGGUCAAUGGAGGUGUAUGCAUGGGAUUCAGCAAUGCUCAUUUUGGACUCCCUAACAACAUUAUAGGUAUUGGAAGAUCCAAAGUUAUGUCUGAUGGAUGGGAAACUGCCCGAAGACUGGACAGACCAGCAAUAUUAAAGGCAGAUGACAAAGGUAUUUUACAGGUACCUGGCUGUGAAUGGGCCAUUUUUAAGCUUGGGCAUCCUGGCUUAAUAACGGACAUUGAGAUCGACACAAACCAUUUUAAAGGUAACUUCCCAGAUAGUUGCCUAAUUGAAGGGUGUGCCAUCAGUCCAGAGGAGGAGAGAGAAAACAUCAAAACAGAGGCAAAAAGCUGCAUGAGCUUGAAAUGGAAAAUACUGCUGCCAAUGACUAAGCUGAAACCACACCAGCAGCAUUUCUUCUCCAUCAAAAUGCAAGAUGUUGUAACUCAUGUGAGGCUGACGAUUAAACCAGAUGGUGGGAUUAGUAGGAUGCGGCUAAUGGGACACCCAUGUUCCUUCCCUUGAUGAAUCUGUGAAGCUUCUCAUUAAUACUUUGAAAAUUCUUCUCUUAGGUACCAUUUCAGCCUUGUUAGACUAUCAUAGUCUGAAAACUUAUCUUUAUUGCAGAGUGUCUUAUGUCAUUGAUGCUAAUAAUUGUCUCGUGUGAAAAAUGUCUUUUCUCAUAAAUUGAUCUUGACAUUUACCCUUUACAAAUGUAUGGACUGUGGAGGCACUGAGGUUAUAUGCAGGCAUUAGCAGACCUGAUCUUGUGAUUCUAAAUAUAGAUUAAAGAUCCAGAUUCAAAUGCAUGUCUUGGUGUCAGCAUUUUCUCUGCCUUGGCUGAAUUCUUUGUAGGGUUUUAAUUUUCUAACUGUAAUUUUUGGCUCAGUUUGGUUUAGGUGUUCAACAAAAUUAGUCUCUUUUGGUUAUUAGAAACUGAAAUGUAUCAGCUUGUAGUCUAUAUAAAGCAUAACAAAUUGAAAGUGCUAAUAAACAAUUUAGUUCUGCCGAAGGG